This is a messenger RNA of Sebastes umbrosus (honeycomb rockfish), 1422 nucleotides long. RefSeq names its product H-2 class II histocompatibility antigen, A-U alpha chain-like. NCBI's taxonomy places the organism in Eukaryota, Metazoa, Chordata, Actinopteri, Perciformes, Sebastidae. Gene Ontology annotation, cellular component: membrane; MHC class II protein complex. Gene Ontology annotation, biological process: antigen processing and presentation of exogenous peptide antigen via MHC class II; immune response; immunoglobulin production involved in immunoglobulin-mediated immune response. The transcript is spliced from 5 exons. Bases 381 to 1226 code for a protein of 281 amino acids. The record is from RefSeq and is a predicted model, not a curated record. Gene Ontology annotation, molecular function: MHC class II protein complex binding.
UGCUGGAGUUACUGUCAGUCUCCUCAGACGGGUUCAGGUCUACAGACGGGUUCAGGUCUACAGACGGGUUCAGGUCUACAGAGAGUCUACAGACGGGUUCAGGUCUACAGACGGGUUCAGGUCCUCAGACGGGUUCAGGUCUACAGACGGGUUCAGGUCUACAGACGGGUUCAGGUCUACAGACGGGUUCAGGUCCACAGACGGGUUCAGGUCCACAGACGGGUUCAGGUCCACAGACGGGUUCAGGUCCACAGACGGGUUCAGGUCCACAGACGGGUUCAGGUCUACAGACGGGUUCAGGUCCACAGACGGGUUCAGGUCCACAGACGGGUUCAGGUCUACAGACGGGUUCAGGUCCACAGACGGGUUCAGGUCUACAGAUGAAGCUGAUGAAGAUGAUCGUGGUCCUCGUCCUCUCUGGUGUCCUCUGUGUCUCAGCUGAAGGUCUACAUCAGGACAUUCAUAUCCUCGGCUGUUCAGAGGUUGAUGGAGAAUUCAUGUAUGGACUGGAUGGUGAAGAGUUGUGGUACGCAGACUUCAAGAACAACAGAGGAGUCGAUCCUCAGCCCAGUUUUGUAGAUCAUAUGAGCUACCCAGAAGGAGUUUUAGAAUCUGCUAAGGCUAGUCUACAGAUCUGCAGAACGAACCUUCAGAAUCAUCGUGGAGGCUUCAAGGACCUCCCCCAGGAGAAGGAUGCUCCGUCCAGUCCGAUGAUCUACACUCAUGACAACGUGGAUCUGGGACAGGAGAACAUCCUCAUCUGUCAUGUGACUGGGUUCUUUCCUGCUCCUGUUAACGUCUCCUGGACAAAGAACGGAGAGAAGGUCACCGUAGGAACCACCAUCAAUGUUCCCAUGAUCAACAAAGACGGAACCUACAACCAGUUCUCCACACUGAAGUUCACCCCACAGCUGGGAGACAUCUACAGCUGUGAGGUGGAACAUCUGGCCCUGGAGCAACCACUGACCAGAAUCUGGGAUGUGGAGGUGGAGCUGAAUGUUUCUGUCUCCAGAUGUGGAGGUGAAGCUGAAUGUUUCUGUCUCCAGAUGUGGAGGAGUGAUUGGUGUCUCUGUGUGUUUUCUGUGUCCAGAUGUGGAGAAGCCUCAGCCCGGUAUUGGCCCAUCAGUGUUCUGUGGACUGGGUCUGACGGUGGGUCUGCUCGGUGUGGCUGCUGGAACCUUCUUCCUCAUCAAAGGAAACGAGUGCAGCUGAUUGGUUGGAGCUGAUGAUGUCAUCACCUGGUAUAUAGUUAUCUAUAGUAAUAUCACUGCUGUCUCUCUCACUGUUUAACAGCUUUCCUUCAUUCUUUGCUGCAGAUUAAAUCCAGUUUACUCAUUAAACUGAUAAAUGAUCAAAUAUAUUCACUGAAAUGAUGCUGAAAUAAAUAAAUAAAGAUUCUGUCUUCCAGAUGUGUUGAACAUG